GCGGUUUCCGUAUUGGGUUCUUUUCGGUUCAUCUUUCGUCCCGAGUUAACCAGCGGGGUGUUCACGCUUUGUCUCCUGUGUCAGCCCAGCCCUCCCGAGACCCGCACCAUGGUGGUCAAGUGCUUCUUCGAUAUCGCCAUCAACGACGUGUCAGCAGGCCGCAUUGUCAUGACGCUGAGAGAUGAUGUUGUACCGAAAACAGUUGAAAACUUCCGUCUUCUGUGUACUGGAGAGAAAGGAUUUGGAUACAAGAACUCCAGCUUCCACAGAGUGAUCCCUGAAUUCAUGUGCCAGGGGGGUGACUUCACCAAUCACAAUGGAACUGGAGGAAAAUCAAUCUAUGGCAACAAGUUCAGCGAUGAGAACUUUACCUUGAAACACACAGGACCCGGUAUCAUGUCCAUGGCUAAUGCUGGCCCAAACACAAACGGUUCCCAGUUCUUCAUCUGCAUUGCAAAGACCAGCUGGCUGGAUGGUAAACAUGUUGUGUUUGGACAAGUUACUGAAGGCAUGGAUGUUGUGUACGCAAUGGAAAAGUGUGGCACUCAGAGUGGAAAACCAAACAAAAAAAUCACCAUUACCAAUUCUGGCGAGCUCUAAGAGCACAGCCAGCUUUCUUUAGCGUAUCUUCCUCUGGUCUUAACACCACAAGCAUUCCAUUUCUGUUAGCUGGUGGCUUCAGUCCCCCAGGUCCAGUACUGAAAUUGUGCUAUUUGAACUGCUGCAUUUUCUGUGGUGCUUAACCACCCCCUGCCCUGUCUCCUCUGGGGUUGUUUUUGUUGUUUUUUAUUUUGUUUUUGGGUCCCAUUCUAUCCCAUUCACCCUACAAAUUCUGUGGUCAACAGAAUGGCAUCUAACAAGACAAAUUAAAUGAAAUCACAUUAAAAUGUC
Molecule: messenger RNA, 891 nt
Organism: Pelobates fuscus (common spadefoot toad)
Lineage: Eukaryota; Metazoa; Chordata; Amphibia; Anura; Pelobatidae
Product: peptidyl-prolyl cis-trans isomerase-like
Exons: 5
Coding region: 109-600 (163 amino acids)
Biological process (GO): response to hypoxia; protein folding; protein peptidyl-prolyl isomerization
Cellular component (GO): intracellular membrane-bounded organelle
Molecular function (GO): peptidyl-prolyl cis-trans isomerase activity
Source: RefSeq, a predicted model, not a curated record